Messenger RNA from Colletotrichum graminicola M1.001, 2322 nucleotides. RefSeq lists its product as uncharacterized. Lineage: Eukaryota; Fungi; Ascomycota; Sordariomycetes; Glomerellales; Glomerellaceae. Gene Ontology annotation, biological process: positive regulation of transcription by RNA polymerase II; negative regulation of transcription by RNA polymerase II. Gene Ontology annotation, cellular component: nucleus; transcription regulator complex. The record is from RefSeq and is a predicted model, not a curated record. The transcript is spliced from 6 exons. Bases 1 to 2322 code for a protein of 773 amino acids.
AUGACGAGUAUGGGACCGUCUUUUGCAGGUCAUCCUGCCGGCAUGCAACAACAUCCAGGUGUUCCAGGCCAUCCUAUGGCUCAGGGGAUGCCUCACAACCCGGGUCAGCAAGGCCCGCCGGGCGGAGGAAUGCCUCACCAGAUGCAUAUGGCGGUGUCAGGGCCUGGUGGUCAGGUUAAUCCAAACCAGUUGAUGGGCGGUAUGCCGCCGGGUGCUGGUGGUCCGAACGCUCACGCUCUGCAGCAUCUCAAUCCUGCCCAGAACCCAAUGUUCCAACAGAACCAGUUCGCCAACUACAACAACCCAGCCGCGAUGGCGCAUGCCACCCAGAUCGCACAGCAGCGGUUAUUCCAGCAGCAGCAGCAAGCACGGCAAGCGCUCAUGGCGCAACAGGCCUUCAACGCGAACAUGGCCGGCGUCAAUGGCAUGCCGAUGGGCAUGCAGAUGAACCCCAUGAACGCCGCCCAACUUGCAGCUAUGCGGCAGGGCAUGCGACCGCAGGGACACAACCCUCAGGCACAAGCGAUGCUCGCCCAGCAGAUUGCUCUCCAACAGCAGCAGAUGCAACAGCAGGGUCAACAGCAGGGCCAGCCGGUCCAGAUGAACCCCCAGCACAUGCAGCUUCAGCAGGCCCAGCUGGCUGCUUCGUUACAGGCCCAGCAGCAGCAACAACAGCAACAGCAACAGCAACAGCAAGCUCAGCAGCAGCAACAACAGCAGCAACAGGCUCAGCAGCAGGCUCAACAGCAACAGGCCCAGCAACAGCAGGCUCAGCAACAGCAGGCCCAGCAGCAACAACAGCAACAGCAGCAGCAGCAACAACAACAGCAGCAGCAACAACAACAACAGGGUCAGCCUCAGGGCCAACCGCAGCAGCCUCAGCCGCAACCUCAACAGACGCCUCAUCAGACACCGCAGCAGCAACCCGCGCAGCCCGUUAACCCUCAGUCUGCCGGUCAGCCUACGCCAUCUCAAACUCCCGGGCCUGCUCCGAACCAGCAGCCGCAGCCUCCUCAGGCACAGGCCCAGCCUCAAGGUCCUCCCCAAAUGUCUGCUCAGCCUGGGCCUCAACAGAUGAACCCUGCGCAGCAGGCCGCUGCUCAGGCUGCUGUUGCCAACAAUCUUGCUUUGGCUCAGCAAAGAAGGGAAGGGAUGAAGGGGCACUGCCUGCUUAAGCUGAUGCAAUUUAGCGAGCACCUGAGCGGCUUCCCCGGUUCCAAGGGCAAGGACGACCUGUCUUACUGGAAUAGCUUCGUCAACCAGUUCUUCUCCACAAAGGGUGUUUUCCGCCACUCGGUACACAUUACGGAUGUCGAAGACCAGGCAGAUAAGCAAUACGAAAUCACAUAUCCCGCUCUGCCGCGAUACUUCCACACACACUUUGACAGUGGUGUGAAGAACAUGCAGUUGAUCAUGGAAAAGGGAACUACCGACAGACCACUUCCAGGCGAUGGUCACUGGAUCGAGAACACAAAGUCGAGUCUCGUUUAUUGGUUCGAGAGCGGCUCGCACCUCGUUGCAACGGGAACCGUCAGAGCGCACUUUGAUGCGGAGCAGAAGAUUGAGCUGUUUGAGUUUCUGACCAGCAACCACGAAGAGUACAUUUCUCGAAAGGCCGCCAUCGAAGCUGCAAAGCCUAUACACAAUUGGGUCAAGGAGUGGCACAAGGUCAACUCCCAAGAUAGCAAGGCUUCGCCGGAAAUGAGCAAGAAGGGCAAGGCCCGUCCCAUGAAGUCUCCGCAAAAUCCUCCGCCGGAGGCGCUUGUGGACCUCCCAGAGUCGGCGGUCAAAAGGGGUAUGGGUGUUACCGAAGCCGUCUUCCAGUUCCUCGAGAUUGCUGAAGUGAUCGGUCAAAUGAACCCACUAUUCGCCUUCUACCACACCCACCCUAACCUCGGCCCGUACGCUGCCCUGGAGCAAUACGUCAGUCAGAUCAACGCCGUGCCUGCAAAUAUGAACGGUCAGCCCAUGCCUCAGGGCCCGAGGACGCCCAGCUUCGGCCAGUUCCCCAUGGGUGCGAGCCCAGCACAGCCGCACAUGCAGCUACCUGGGUCGCCUCAUGUCCAAGGCAGCCCUGCUCAAGGUCAUAUGCAGGCACCCGGCAUGCAGAUGCAGCAGAGCCAGCAAGGCACCAGCUCCAGCGGGCCCAGUGCAAACACGUCUCCAGCUUCCAACAAGCGAAGACGCCCAUCUGGUGUCAAGAUGGAGGAGGACGGCUCACAGGCCCCGACCCCGGGCGGCCCCCAAGUCAAUGGGGUCCAGAACAAGGGCAAGCCGCCUACACCGCGGAUGGCGAAGAGGAUGAAGGGCAACCCGGCAUGA